Messenger RNA from Culicoides brevitarsis, 1733 nucleotides. RefSeq names its product solute carrier family 25 member 32. The transcript is spliced from 5 exons. Gene Ontology annotation, biological process: folate import into mitochondrion; nucleotide transport. Gene Ontology annotation, cellular component: mitochondrion. The coding region runs from base 555 to 1514 and encodes 319 amino acids. The record is from RefSeq and is a predicted model, not a curated record. NCBI's taxonomy places the organism in Eukaryota, Metazoa, Arthropoda, Insecta, Diptera, Ceratopogonidae. Gene Ontology annotation, molecular function: folic acid transmembrane transporter activity; FAD transmembrane transporter activity.
UGAACUCAAAACACAAAAUCUCACAUGCAGACAAAUUUCGCGAAAAUUGUCAUUUUUUCGCAUUUUAAAAUAUCCUGUGCAUCAUAAAAGUAGUGCAAAUUACGAAGAAAAAAUCAGAAAUUUUAGAAAUUUUGUGAAAAUAUUGAAACACGUGAAAAUUUAAAGAUACAAACGUUAUCAAUUCAAUUGUUGCAUCAUCGACUCACGAGAAAAAGGAAAUUAUCGAAAAAAAAUCAGAUUGAACCAAAAUCCAUAUAAUGAUUGAAAUGACUAUAAAAUCAAAUUGUAAUGUUACAGACGGUAACAUUUGCUGUGACGCUCAAGUGCAAAAUAAAAACAAAUUAAAUUUGCUGUUGAUUUGACUGAAAAAUCAACUAAAACACGUUAAUUUUCCUUAAUAAUUUCUCUAUUUUCUACACUCUUUAUGUAAAUAAUACAAUUAUCAAAUAAAUUAAGUGAAUUUUAUCAUAACGAUACAUAAACUACAAAAAUUAUCGAAAAAUCAACAUAGAAGCAGAUAAGAAAGAAAAUUUUGUUCACAUCACAAUAACAACAUGGCAACAAUGAAAAGUAGCAACACGAAUGGUGCGUCAUCAGGUGCUAAAAAGCUCAUAUUUUCACAUGUGAAAUACGAAAACUUAUUAGCGGGCAUAUCGGGAGGAGUUGCUUCAACGUUGCUGUUACAUCCCCUUGACUUGAUAAAGAUCCGUUUCGCAGUUAAUGACGGAAGAACAGCUGCUGUUCCUCAAUACAGAGGCUUGACGAGUGCCUUUGUCACAAUUUUCCGACAAGAAGGCGUAAAGGGCUUGUAUAAGGGAGUCACGCCAAAUGUUUGGGGAAGCGGAAGUGCAUGGGGUCUUUAUUUCAUGUUUUACACUUCAAUUAAGACAUGGGUUCAAGAAGGAAAUACGACAUUAGCUCUCGGACCUGCGAUGCAUAUGUUAGCUGCUGCUGAAGCGGGAAUUUGUACACUUGUCUUGACAAAUCCAAUUUGGGUUGUGAAAACUCGUUUAUGUUUGCAACUGAAUAACGAUGCGCUGCCCGGAGACAAUCGAAGCUACAAAGGCAUGAUCGAUGGUUUAACGAAAAUCUAUAAAACAGAAGGAGUUCGAGGACUUUAUCGAGGAUUUGUGCCGGGCAUGUUCGGAGUUUCGCAUGGAGCUGUGCAGUUUAUGGUAUAUGAAGAGAUGAAGAAUCAUUACAAUCAAUACCGUAAACUUCCCAUUGAUACAAAGAUGGGUACCUCUGAAUAUUUGACGUUCGCUGCAAUUUCCAAACUCAUCGCCGCAGCAGCUACUUACCCAUAUCAGGUUAUUCGAGCUCGUCUUCAGGAUCAAAAUCAUUCAUAUAACGGCACAUGGGAUUGCGUAAAGGAGACAUGGAGGUAUGAAGGAUAUCGUGGCUUUUAUAAAGGUUUGCAAGCAAGUCUUACAAGGGUUGUGCCGGCAACAAUGGUUACUUUUCUUACCUAUGAAAAUGUGUCUUAUUGGUUACUUCAUAGGGACAAGAAAUAAUAUUAGUUUAUUUCGUUUUUAUCAAGCUCAGUAGAUAGUUAAUUAGUUCCUUUCAGUAUAGGCCAAAACAAAGCCUAAUUACGGGUUUUGGAUGAUAGAAAACGAUACCAAAAAAUGGUAAAAAUGCAUUUUUGUUACGAAAUUAUCAGAAUUGAGUUUAUAUUUUAAAGAAAUGAAAGAGUAAGUAUGAAGGAUAGAGUAGUUUUCGGAUUAGAAAAA